CAUACUAGAUAGGAAAGAGAAACCCAUGUUAUUUGAACCAGGCCAGGGUAGAGAGAGAGAGAGAGAGAGAGAGGAGAUAGAAUGAGACUCAAGACCUGCGUAGAUUCUUGUGAAUGCUUUCUCUCACUAAAAUUAAAAUGUGCAGAGGAUUCUGUGGACUGCCGUCAUGCUUUUCUUUCAAUGUAGGGAGGUGGAGGGGGAGUCUGUGAACCUUCUUUUCUCUCUCUAAGAUCCAAUGUAGAGAGAGGAGAGGAGAGAGGAGAGAGGAGAGAGAAAGUAUUGAAGUCCCCACCAGCCAUGUCUGUAAUCACCAAAAUGACCUUCGUCAACCCUCCCUCUCUCCCUCUUUCUCCUCCUCGCCCCCCUUCCUUUCUCUCUCUACGCCGCCGCCUCGAAGACACCCUCCUCUCUCUCCUCCCCUCUCUCUCUGAAACUCCAAACGUGAAACCUCUCCUCUCUCAGCUCCACGCCAUCGCCCUCCGCUCCCACCUCCACCUCCAUCCCACAAUUGCUCCCCUCCUCAUCUCCUCGUACUCUCUCUCCUCCCCUCUCUCCGCCCUGUCUGCUUUCACCCUCUUGCCGAACCCGAAUUUCAUCCGCGCCCUCUCGAAAUGCCCUCCUCCUGUCUCUCUCCUUGCCUAUAUCCAGACCCUCAGAGCCAAUUUUUCACCUGAUGCUUUUGCCCUCCCCCUCGCCCUCAAAGCUUGCCCUCCUAACCUGAAAAUAGCUUUCUCUCUCUAUGCCCACGCCCUCAAGUUCGGCCUCCUAUCGCAAACCGAUGACAUUUUUGUUCAAAACUCAUUUAUUGAUCUCUUCUCAAAAUGCCUCGACCCAAAUUCAUCUCGUAAAGUGUUUGAUGAGAUGCCUCAUAGAGACUUAGUUACCUAUAAUUCAAUGAUCUCGGCGCAUGCAAAGGCGGGGGAUCCUGAUGCGGCGCGCGAGCUCUUCGAUGGGAUGGCAUCCCCUGAUGUCAUAUCAUACAAUGCUGUGCUUGAUGGCUAUGCAAGGGCAGGGCGCGCAGAUGAGGCCUUCUCGGUGUUUGAGCAUAUGCCUGCCCGCACGGUGGUCUCGUGGACCACUGUGGUCUCAGGGUACAUAAAAGCUGGUGAUCUCGUGAUGGCUCGGAUGCUUUAUGAUAGAAUGCCUCACCGGAACUUGGUUUCUUGGACUAUAAUGAUUGUCGGGUACACGGAGAGAGGCCUUAUUGAUGAGGCCUCGGCUUUGCUUGAUCGAAUGGUGGGGGUCGAGGGGCUUAGACCCGAUGAAGUGGCUGUCUUAAGCUUGGUUUCGGCAUGUGGUGAGUCGGGUGUAUUGGGUUUUGGUCGAAGGGUCCAUGGACACAUAAACAACGCCCCAGCUCUCAGAAAAAGCACUCGAGUCUCCAAUGCAUUGGUCGACAUGUACUCGAAAUGCGGAUGUAUAGAUGAGGCAGUUAAGGUCUUUGAAUCGAUACCAAACAAAGACACAAUCUCUUGGAAUGUCAUGCUACAAGGGCUAGCAAACCAUGGUCAUGGAAGGCAAGCCCUAGGCCUCUUUGCUCGAAUGCAGGAUGCGGCAAAUGUAUUACCUGAUGGGGUCACAUUUGUUGGUGUUUUGUGUGCGUGUGCGAGAGCGGGGCUUGUAGACGAAGGGCUUCGACACUUUACAAGCAUGCAAAGUAAGCAUGGUGUGGCCCCUAAGGUAGAGCACUAUGGGUGCAUGGUCGACCUCUUUGGGAGAGCGGGCCUCUUGAAUGAGGCCUUUGAGACUGUGAAAACAAUGCCAUUUGAGCCCAAUGAGGUGGUUUGGGGGAGCCUGCUUGGUGCUUGUCGAACUCAUAACAAUGUGGGUUUGGCGGAGAAGGUGGUGGAUCAAUUGAUUAAAUUGGAGCCUGCAAAUGCGGGGAAUUAUGCGCUUUUGUCAAAUGUUUAUGCAUCGGUUGGGCAAUGGCAGGGAGUGGCGAGGGUGAGGUUAAGGAUGAAGGAGCUGGGGGCCGAGAAGACACCUGGUAGGAGUUCGAUAGAGGUUGAUGAGGUGGUUCACGAGUUUACUGUGGGUGAUCGAUCUCACCCUAAGGCGAAACGGAUCUAUAAGAUGUUGCAUAGGCUGAGCGAGCAUGUACAGAUGGCAGGUUUGGAGACUGAGGAGCUAGUGACCGUUUGAAGAGGAGACCAAUAGCUUGAAAGAGCUGCUCAGCCUUGCAUGGGGUUCUGGUCACUGGACUUAAAGAUUAGGGUGCAGGGCCUGCAAUGCAUGGGCUUUGUCGUCAUGGCUUGAUUUACUAGGCUCAAGGGACAGAUGAUAUGCUCCCGGAUUUGAAGCUCAACAUACCCACCUCGAAAGGAAAAGGAGAGAUCAUUCGUCAGGAAGAAAAGAAAAGGAAAGCAGACAUCUCCAUGUUCUUGAUAGCUUGUAAGAGCUUCUCAGCCUUACAUGUGGUUCUGGUCACUGGAGUUAAAGAUUAGGGUGCAAGGCCCGCAAUGCUUUCCAUGGGCUUUGCUCUCAUGGCUUGAUUAACUGGGCUCAAGGGACAUGUGAUAUGCUCCCGGGUUUGAAGUUCAACUUACCCACCUCAAAAGGAAAAAGAGAGAUCAUUCAUCAAGACGAAAAAGAAAAAGAAAGCAGAGAUCUCCAAGUUCUUGAUAGCUUGUAAGAGCUUAUCAGCCUUACAUGGGGUUCUGGCCACUGGAGUUAAAGAUUAGGGCGAGGCCUGCAAUGCUUUCCAUGGGCUUUACCCUCAUGGCUUGAUCUACUGGGCUCAAGGGACAGAUGAUAUGCUCCUGGGUUUGAAGUUCAACUUACCCAUCUCAAAAGGAAAAAGAGAGAUCAUUCAUCAGGAAGAAAAAGAAAAGGAAAGCAGAGAUCGUCAUGUUCUUGAUUGCACCUAUGCGCAUUUAUUGAUUUGGGCUAUGGGCCUUGGAAUGGCUCAUGUACUGUAUCAGUUAAUCCCUGACAGGGCUUUGCCCUGAAGCUAAUUCAUUCCUCUUGUAAAUAAGGUCAUGCAGUUGUCGCUUUGGCUUCUGUGAGGAAGGUGUAAGAGUUUCUUGCUGCUUUCAACAACGGGGAUUAGGGGCAUGAUUUUUUAAGAGAUUGAAGGGAGUAUGAAUUAAGAGGGGCAAAAUAGUUAUUGGCCCUUACAUUUUCUGAACUGGGCACUUUCAAAGCUGAACUGGGAGCACAAUGGCCAUUGUAGAGCAUAAUUGACGAAUCAGGUGUGGGUUUGAGUGAUUAGCAAUUGAUGUUAGAAACAAUACAUCUCACAUCUCAAGUUUGAUUCCUGCUGUUGAAACACCCAAAAAAAAAAAAAGACUUUUUUCAUGGUGACUAAGUCACACUAAGGCUUUUUCCCAUUGUAUGAUAGAUGCAAGGCAAUAUGAGAAGUCAAUAUCCAUUUUUU
This is a messenger RNA of Amborella trichopoda, 3376 nucleotides long. RefSeq names its product pentatricopeptide repeat-containing protein At3g29230. NCBI's taxonomy places the organism in Eukaryota, Viridiplantae, Streptophyta, Magnoliopsida, Amborellales, Amborellaceae. Gene Ontology annotation, molecular function: RNA binding; protein binding. Gene Ontology annotation, biological process: RNA modification. The record is from RefSeq and is a predicted model, not a curated record.